GCUACCCUCGGUAGAAGGGAGAAAAUAAGAAAUAUAUAUAUAAGAAAAAAAAAGGAAGUUUUGCGCUUAUAUACAUUUUCACCUCCCCUCUUUCGUCGCUUAUUCUUUUCUUUUUUGAUCUCGUCAUGUUUAGUCGACUCGGGAAUUCCGGCCAGUGCGGGCGCUGCUAAAAGAUUUUCUAUCAAAUUUCUUUUUUUUGAUUUUUGGUCCUUUGAUCUGAGACUGUUAUCUUUUUUAGUGAUUUGUUUUUUCUCACGUUGGCUUGUCGUUCUUAAACCAGCGGCCGUUGCUUGGACGUUUCCAUUGUCGGCCACCGCAGCCACGCAGCGACAUUUGCAUGUCACCCAAUCCUUGUGUUGUGUGUGUGUUUGAAAACAGUGCGACGUCCAUCUUACGUCUUUAAGAGAACACACAAUCAACGUACUGCAUCGUUUUGGAAAUUGUUAAGACAAAAAAACAAAAGAAACUCGAUGGAUUAUAACGUGCGCUAUUUGUACGGACCUACCGGCGUCCUCGUCAGCCUCGUUUUAGCCUCCAUCCGCCAGCCGGUAGUCGUAGCUCGUUCUCAAGUUUAUGUUGCUCCGUAUGCCUCCGGACGGGCGGGCCCAUUCGAGGCUUGUUUGAAUGUCACCAGUGGAGAAGAGGGUCGGUGCAUGUUUGCUAUGGAUUGUUUCCGCGCCAGAGGACGUCACGUUGGCAUCUGCACUAAAGGCUUUUACUUUGGCUCGUGUUGCUCGUUGCCGACCUAUUCAUCAUCGACUGCCGAUCCACCGCGUCCUCAACGGCCAGCGCCGCCGCCGCUGUCAGCCGUCCAAUCUCCGGCCAUGCCGCGGCCGCCGCCUGCGCUGCCGUUGACACCCGACAAUUUGCCUCGGGUGCCAAUCGUUUUGGAGAGCAACGAUAUCGACGGCCCCGCGGCAUCGUCGCCAUCUUUCGAUCCGCUUGAUUUGAGCUUUUGGCCCGACCUGCUGGCCAACAUCUACGGCCUCAAGCCGCAGCCGAUGGCAUCGCACAAAUUUCCCUAUUCGACCUUUCACGCUCCGGCCAUCAGCGCCAAUGCGACGGAGAGCUCGUCUUCCAUCGGGACGUCGACUACGAUGGGAUUGAUGAAACCCAAUGUCACCGUCAUCUACGCCAACGCCACUGUUCCAGUCGAAAGCGAAACCCCCUGGGUAGUUCCUGUCGAGAGUUGGCUCGAGGAGGUGGUUGAAGAACACACGACAUCGAUCCCGACAACAUCGUCGACCAGUCAGAGUCCCUCGUCAACGCCACUACCCAAUGCAACGUCAUCGACAACGACGUCGACACCGACGACUUUGCAAACUGUGGCCAUUGUCGACGAACGUAACACCACGUUUGCUCUUUUGCCGUCGUCCGGUCCGGCCUCCUCAUCCGGAAUGCAACGCCAUGGAAGCGUUGCAGCAGUGUGUGGCAAGCCCGUCUACAGAUGGCCAAAAAUCAUUUCGGGAGAGAAUGCCCGGCUUGGGCAAUGGCCGUGGCAGGUGACGCUCCAAGAAAAGACGAGACGCGGUUAUUUCCACAAAUGUGGCGCUUCCCUUUUGUCCAAAGAUUGGGUCAUUACGGCAGCGCAUUGUCUCAGCAACGUCCAGCCAGAAAGCCUGCUGGUCCGAUUGGGCGGCAUCGAUUUCGCCAGCGUCGAAGACAAAUGGAUGGAGAGUCGUGUGCAGCUCUUCCCUCAUCCGCAAUUCAAUAUUCAAACGCAGCAGAACGAUAUUGCCUUACUGAAGCUACUCACGCCGCUCGUUGCAUACCAAUCGAGCAUGUUGCCCAUCUGCUUGCCGGACAAGGACAUGGAAUUCGAUGGGGCCCAGUCUUUCGUCUCCGGAUGGGGAAGACUUGGCGAAAAGAGUCCGAUUUCGACACGGUUGCAGUACGUCGGCGUGCCCAUCAUUAACAACACGGAAUGCCAGAAGAUCUACCAACCGAUUAAUAAGCAAAUUGACCGACAAUCGAUUUGCGCCGGUUAUGCGGAAGGCCUCAAAGAUUCGUGCGAAGGCGACAGUGGAGGACCGAUGAUGGUCCACAGACGCGGACGCUGGGUGCUGGCCGGUGUCAUUUCGUGGGGCGUCGGUUGUGCCCGUCCCAAUCAGCCGGGAGUGUCGACUCGCGUCACCGAAUUUCUCGACUGGAUCCAAUCAACGCUGGACGCCGAUUCGUUGCCCGUAACGUGAGCUGUUUUUUUGCAAACAAGAACGACAAGAUCAAAUCAAAGUAUAAUAGUAAGAGAACAAAAGAAAACCCUAUCACAAUGAUACAUAGGCUAUAUAUAUGUUAAUGACGUCUUCAAAUGUCGCUAUAUAAUCGUCAUCAGUUUCAAUGCAAUCUGCUCUUCUCGUCGGGAUGGUGAAACGCUGCUAUCUUCAACGUAAUGUAACGCAAACGUUUGUGGCGUUAUAGAGUUGCGGUACAACGUGAGUGUGUGCGUGUGCGUGUGUGGGUGUGUGCGUUGUUGUGUUUCGGAAUGUUGUACAUAUAUAUACUGUAGUCGGUGGGACAAACGCGAGAAUGAAACGUUAGACGUUUUCGGGGUGUCGGAUGGAUCUGAUAAUACAUGAAAUAUACGAGAGAGAGAGAGACAGAGAGAUAAACUGCCGUUAUUGGAAUA
Molecule: messenger RNA, 2626 nt
Organism: Daphnia magna
Lineage: Eukaryota; Metazoa; Arthropoda; Branchiopoda; Diplostraca; Daphniidae
Product: serine proteinase stubble
Exons: 9
Coding region: 471-2192 (573 amino acids)
Biological process (GO): proteolysis
Molecular function (GO): serine-type endopeptidase activity
Source: RefSeq, a predicted model, not a curated record